AUGGACCAUGGCGCUGCUUACAAAGGACUGGGGGUAUCUCGAGCUCGACAUACUCGCAAAGCUCCACCAGGAACUGUACUUGCCCUGAAACCAAGUCAGGCAUUGCAGAUCAAACCAGGCACAACUGUCGCGGAGGCAGCACAGCUGAUGGCCGCGAAGAGAGAAGAUUGCGUUCUUGUCACAGACGACGACGAGAGGAUUGCUGGGAUUUUCACGGCAAAGGAUUUGGCUUUUCGCGUAGUCGGUGCUGGAAUAAAAGCGCGUGAAGUCAAUAUCUCAGAGAUCAUGACGAAGAACCCGAUGUGCGCGAGAACAGAUACUAGUGCAACAGAUGCUUUGGAUCUCAUGGUAAGAAAAGGCUUCCGGCAUUUACCUGUAAUGGACGAGAAUCAGGACAUCUCGGGAAUACUGGAUAUCACCAAAUGCUUCUACGAUGCAAUGGAAAAACUUGAACGAGCUUACAGCUCCUCGAGGAAACUAUAUGACGCUCUCGAGGGUGUUCAGUCAGAACUUGGCUCAAGUCAACCGCAACAAAUCAUACAAUAUGUCGAAGCUUUGAGGCAGAAAAUGUCAGGUCCUACCCUAGAAUCUGUCCUGAAUGGAAUGCCACCGACUACAGUGUCUGUCCGUACUACGGUAAAGGAGGCUGCUAUGCUUAUGAAAGAGAAUCACACAACUGCCGUCCUGGUGCAAGAUCAGGGAUCUAUUACAGGUAUCUUCACAAGUAAAGAUGUCGUUCUUCGGGUUAUUGCACCAGGUCUAGAUCCAGCAAACUGCAGCGUUGUGAGGGUCAUGACUCCACAUCCAGACUUCGCUCCCAUAGACAUGAGCAUACAGGCUGCACUUCGGAAAAUGCAUGAUGGGCAUUAUCUCAACCUCCCUGUCAUGAAUGAACCUGGUGAAAUUGUUGGUAUGGUCGACGUCCUUAAGUUGACAUAUUCAACUCUGGAGCAAAUAAAUUCAAUGUCGACUGGAGACAAUGAAGGUCCGGCUUGGGGCAAAUUUUGGUUAUCGCUUGAUAAUGACUCUGAAUCAUUCGUUUCGGAAGGUGGAAGUCACCGUCCUCACACCCCAGGUCAUAGAUCUGGCAUGAUAUCGCCAAUGCCUGAUCGACCGGCUGUUGAUCGCGUUGAUAGUGUUCAACCCCAUGAGUCGGCUUCACACCAUGGUGAUGAGUCGAGAUCCGAGAGCCCGGAAGUGUCAUCUCCAAUGAUCACAGAAACCCCAUUCCCUUUCAAAUUCAAGGCCCCAAGUGGACGUGUGCACAAGCUCCAAGUUACUCCAACAUUGGGCAUCGAAGAUCUUGUUGCCAACGUCAUAGCGAAAUUGGGCAACGAGGUUGAGGCCGUUGGUGGCGAAGCCAAAGUUGAUGACGGUAGACUCCUACCUUCGGGCUUUGCAAUGAGCUACCUUGACAAUGAAGGGGACUCUGUAUCCAUCACGGUGGACAGAGAUGUCGUGGACGCAAUUACGCUAUCCAGACGGCAUCAUCGGGAGAAAGUGGACCUCUUCAUACAUCAUCCUGACAAACCUCCUAUGUCUGCUACGCUAGACCCUCACCCAGGCAUUACCAAACCUCCAACGCCGCCUCCAUCGUCAACUUUGAAGAGCCGAAGAAAGCAUCUGGAGGAAUCUGAGGACGAUAUGGCAACGCCCGUCAAGAAGCGGCAGCAACCUGCGAGCCAAGCCAAGCAGCCAGAGCAGGUCAUUGCUGGAGUUCCGAAUGAACUGCUUUUACCAGGUGCAAUCGCAGCACUGGCAGUCGUGAUUGUCGUUUACAUCAACGUGAUUGAAUAUGCGCUUUCUGCUGGAAAACACUCCGGGACGCGCACAAAGACCUCAAUCACCACGGCAAGCUUGCGCAAACCCAAACGAGUAGUGCCUAUCGCCAUCGACAUGUCUGUCUUACCGCAAGAGGUCCUGAGCGCCCUAUCACAGCUGUUGCAAGGGCUUGGUUCGGCAGACAACAACAUUCGCCAAAAAGCGGAAGAUCAGCUGAGCAAUGAAUGGGCGACUGCGAGGCCAGACGCUCUGUUGAUGGGCUUGGUAGAGCAUAUACAGGGGGAUCCAGAAGCUUCGACACGAUCCUUUGCGGCUGUACUUUUUCGUCGAAUAGCAACCAAAUCGCGUAAGAUUCCCGGCACGGAAGAAUCAAAGGAACUCUUCCUUUCUCUUCCAGGGACACAGCAACAAGCGAUAAGAUCGAAGCUCCUGGAAUGUUUGCAACGCGAGUCUAUUCCUCAAGUCAGACACAAUGUUGAUGAUGCGGUGGCCGAAGUCGCAAGACAAUACGCAGACAAUGACGAACAGUGGCACGAGUUGCUGCAAGCACUCUUUCAAGCUAGUCAAUCCCCAGACACCGGCCAAAGAGAAGGGGCCUUUAGGAUACUCACCUCGACCCCCGGUAUAAUCGAGUCGCAGGAUGAUGGCAUUGUACUGAGUGUAUUCACGAAAGGCUUUAAAGAUGACGAUGCCAAAGUACGGAUCUCGGCCAUGGAGGCAUUCUCCUCCUUCUUCGCCGUGAUAAAUAAAAAGAACCAGAAGAAAUACUAUGCCUUAGUCCCUGAGCUACUGAAUACUUUGCCACCCUUGAAAGAAGCUGGAGAUACGGACAACUUGUCCAAAGCAUUGAUCGCACUUAUUGAGAUUGCCGAAGAGGCUCCGAUGAUGUUCAAGCACUUAUUCCACAAUCUCGUGCAAUUCAGCAUCUCGGUCAUUUCGGACAAGGAACUCACCAAUCAAACGCGUCAAAAUGCGCUCGAGCUCAUGGGCACGUUUGCAGACAGUGCUCCAGCACUAUGCAGAAAAGACCCUUCGUACACAUCGGACAUGGUCACCCAAUGUUUAAGCCUAAUGACAGAUGUUGGAGAGGACGAUGAAGAUGCUGAAGAAUGGAACGCAUCGGAAGAUCUUGACGUUGAGGAAAGCGAUCUAAACCACGUCGCUGGUGAGCAAUGUAUGGAUCGUCUUGCCAACAAGCUGGGUGGUCCUGCUAUUCUUCCGUGUACUUUCACAUGGCUACCGCGAAUGAUUUCAUCUACCGGCUGGCGAGACCGACACGCCGCUCUUAUGGCAAUUUCUGCCAUCUCUGAGGGCUGUCAAGAGCUUAUGGUAGCUGAGCUUGACAAAGUCCUCGAGCUGGUAGUACCCGCUCUAAGAGAUCCACAUUCUCGUGUCCGAUGGGCUGGCUGUAAUGCUCUUGGACAGAUGAGCACUGACUUCGCAGGGACUAUGCAAUCCAAGUAUCACCAGAUUGUAUUACCAAACAUCAUACCUGUCUUGGAUGCCCCCGAACCACGUAUACAGUCGCACGCUGCAGCUGCUCUGGUCAAUUUCUGCGAGGAAGCGGAGAAGGAGAUCUUGGAGCCAUAUCUCGACGAAUUACUCACUCGGCUACUUAAGAUUCUCCAAAGCCCCAAGCGCUAUGUACAGGAACAAGCCUUGUCAACUAUUGCCACUAUAGCCGAUUCCGCCGAGAAUGCCUUCGCGAAGUACUAUGAUACUUUGAUGCCAAUGUUGUUCAACGUCUUACAAGAAGAGCAAUCUAAAGAGCUUAGAUUGCUUAGAGCCAAAGCAAUGGAGUGUGCUACUCUGAUUGCGCUGGCUGUCGGCAGACAGAAAAUGGGAAAUGAUGCGAUCACCCUUGUCCAAAUCUUAGGGCGCGUUCAGCAGAGCAUAGUCGAUGCGGACGACCCGCAAUCUCAAUAUCUUCUCCAUUGUUGGGGUCGAAUGUGCAGGGUUCUAGGCAAAGAAUUUGUGCCAUAUCUUGUUGGUGUCAUGCCGCCUUUGAUGCAGCUUGCCAGCGCCAAGGCAGACCUGCAGCUACUGGAUGAUGACGAGCAAGCAGCAAAGGUCAGCCAAGAUGAGGGCUGGGAAACCGUACCUUUGAAAGGCAAGAUCAUCGGCAUCAAGACAUCCGUGCUUGAGGACAAGCAUAGGGCCAUUGAAUUGAUCUGCAUCUAUGCGCAGAACCUAGAAGCAGCAUUUGAACCUUACGUGGAGGAAAUUAUGAGCAAAGUGUCACUACCAAGCUUAGCAUUCUUCUUCCAUGACCCAACUAGAGUGGCUGCUGCAAAAAGUGUGCCAGUGUUGCUCAAUGCAGUCAAAGAAGGAGCAGGUGAACGUUCACAGAAGCUACAAGACAUUUGGGCGGUGACAGUCGAUAAAUUGCUCGAAGUUCUAACAGCCGAGCCAGCGAUAGAUACCCUCGCAGAGAUGUACCAGUGUUUUUAUGAAUGUUUGGAGAUAGUGGGCAAGAAUUGCUUGACGGCUGAACACAUGGGUGCCUUCAUUGGAGCUGCGAAGGAGACACUUGAAGACUAUCAAACGCGAGUCAAAAAUCGUCAAGAAGAAUGGCAGGAGAUUGAAGAAGGCGAAGAAGAAUCCGAAGAGACCCUUUUCGCCAUAGAAGACGAUCAGACAUUGCUCAGUGACAUGAACAAAGCCUUCCAUACCAUAUUCAAAAACCAGGAGACCUCGUUCCUGCCUGCGUGGGCACGCCUAAGGCCAUUCUACGAUUCCUUCAUCACCAGCAACGAUUCCACUCAACGCCAAUGGGCUCUUUGCAUUAUGGAUGACGUUCUUGAAUUCUGCGGCGAUCAAUCUUGGUCCUAUCAACAACAUAUUCGUCAACCCCUCAUCGACGGUAUGAGAGAUCCAAUUCCGGCUAACCGACAGGCAGCUUGUUAUGGGGUUGGUAUAGCCGCUCAGAAAGGCGGUCAGAACUGGUCUGCCUUUGUCGCUGAAGCUUUGCCGACGCUAUUUCAAGUGACACAAAUGUCGAAUGCUCGAAUGGAUGAUCAUGUAUUCGCAACGGAAAAUGCUUGCGCUGCGAUCGCCAAGAUCAUGCAGACGAACUCUAGCAAAGUUCCGAAUCUCCAAGAAGUUUUGCAACACUGGCUACAAACAUUGCCAGUCGUCAAUGACGAAGAGGCAGCUCCAUACUCUUACAUGUUCCUCGCCUCUCUAAUUGAGCAGUGA
Messenger RNA from Bacidia gigantensis, 4980 nucleotides. RefSeq lists its product as uncharacterized. The record is from RefSeq and is a predicted model, not a curated record. Bases 1 to 4980 code for a protein of 1659 amino acids. Gene Ontology annotation, biological process: protein import into nucleus. Gene Ontology annotation, cellular component: nucleus; cytoplasm. The transcript is spliced from 6 exons. Lineage: Eukaryota; Fungi; Ascomycota; Lecanoromycetes; Lecanorales; Ramalinaceae. Gene Ontology annotation, molecular function: protein binding; nuclear import signal receptor activity.